Messenger RNA from Aspergillus uvarum CBS 121591, 1029 nucleotides. RefSeq lists its product as uncharacterized. NCBI's taxonomy places the organism in Eukaryota, Fungi, Ascomycota, Eurotiomycetes, Eurotiales, Aspergillaceae. The transcript has 5 exons. The record is from RefSeq and is a predicted model, not a curated record. The coding region runs from base 1 to 1029 and encodes 342 amino acids.
AUGCCUAUCGACAAGGGCACUGAGAUCGAAGUUGUAUCUUGGAUCUUUGGCAGCAUUGCCAGCCUCGCUUUGGUGCUUCGGCUGUACACUAGAAUAUGGCUGACGCAGAAAGCUGGCUGGGAUGAUGGUUUCAUUAUUGUCUGUUUGACGAAUGCUCUUGUAUGCUCUGGCUUGGUACAGGUCGGCAUAAAAUAUGGCCUGGGGAAGCACUUGACAGAUAUUGCGGACGAAGAAGCCAGGAUUCAAGCAUUCAAGUAUACGGUGAUCGCACCCAAGUUCUCAGUCAUUAGUACCACAACAGGGAAGAUAUCUGUCGUGAUAUUUUUACUGCGCCUGAUGGGCCAGGCGGCCACUCCAAGCAAGCGAUGGUUCUUAUACGCCCUAACUAUAGUCUCGAUCAUUUGGGACACAUUAGCCAUUGUGGCUAUUAUAGGUUUCUGCCGACCGGCGGAACAGAUAUGGCGCCCUGAGACCCCGGGGAAAUGCUUCAGCUUAGGCUUUCAACUAGUGCUUGGUUUCUCGCAAGCCGCCUUUAACGCCUUCGCGGAUUUAGCUCUUGCCAUAUUUCCUAUCGCAGUUUUCUGGCACGUUCGACUGCCAUUGAAGAUCAAAUUCGGAGUUCUGGCAGUGAUGGGAGCGGGAAUUUGGGUCCUGGGCAGAUAUUACUGUGUGGUAUACGUGAGUUUCACCAUUGUUCCAUUGGACUGGCGCUCACUUAUGUCUAACCAUAUGUAUCUCAUCAUUAUUUGCGCGACCUUGCCGACCCUGCGUCAAUCGUACACGGCCCUUGUUCAUCGAACCCGCCGCUCAACGUCGGGCUAUGAGUUGAGCGGCCCAAGUCUCAAGCUGAAGCCCAUUCCCUUUGUACGCCGCAUGCCGGACCAAUCGCUCUUCGAAACACAUAUAGAUGCGUCCAAGGCGCAAGAUGGUACGAGUAGCCAGGAACACAUUCUUCGAGUAGAAGAGGCGCACCGAUCAUAUAUCGUGAAGACCAUGGAGUUUCGUUUCCAUGAACAUGGAAGGCAUUGA